Homalodisca vitripennis (glassy-winged sharpshooter) is the source of this 5148-nucleotide messenger RNA. RefSeq names its product forkhead box protein K1-like. The record is from RefSeq and is a predicted model, not a curated record. The coding region runs from base 169 to 1803 and encodes 544 amino acids. NCBI's taxonomy places the organism in Eukaryota, Metazoa, Arthropoda, Insecta, Hemiptera, Cicadellidae. The transcript has 11 exons. Gene Ontology annotation, biological process: regulation of transcription by RNA polymerase II. Gene Ontology annotation, molecular function: RNA polymerase II cis-regulatory region sequence-specific DNA binding; protein binding; DNA-binding transcription factor activity, RNA polymerase II-specific.
ACUUUCAAAACUCGCGCUCCAUUAAAUUAGUUUUAUUUUGAAACGCCACGGCGCAGCGCCAGUCACGUGGUAUAUUCUGCCACCCACGUUUGGAUUGUGGGUAAACAAUCAUACGUUCGGCUGCUGUUUUGAUCGGGUUCCAUAUUCCUUCCCGUGGUGCGAGACGUGAUGUCUUCACAUUCACAGUCUCAAGAAAGUGAUGCUUGGGCUCUUUUAGCCCUUAAAUCAGCACCGGCGAGUCCAACAAAACUGCAAUGGAGUCCAGAAAGCAAAGGAACUGUAAUCGCAAGAUUAGAAGGACGAGAAUUCGAGUAUAUGGUGAGGCAGAAAAGAAUCAUCAUAGGCCGAAAUAGCUCUCGAGGUGAGGUCGAUGUAAACAUGGGACACUCUAGUUUCAUUUCACGAAAACAUCUUGAGUUAUUUUUCGAACAUCCUAAUUUUUAUAUGGUGUGUAAUGGGAAGAAUGGUGUUUUUGUUGAUGGCGUAUUCCAAAGAAAAGGAGCUCCUCAACUACAGUUACCUAAAACUUGUACGUUUCGGUUCCCAAGUACAAACAUACGGUUGGUGUUCCAGUCCCUGGUGGAUGAAGCGGACCCACCACUAAAUGUAGCCAACAAAUCUGCGAGAGCACCCCUCCCCCCAUUGCGCAUCAACAUACCUGAUCCUGACAGUAACUUUACCUCCCCUUUCCCAUCUCCCACAGGAACCAUCAGUGCUGCCAACUCCUGCCCGGCAAGCCCACGUGGUGGGCAUGGGCGGCGCAAUGUCAGCGUGGACUUGCAGAUGGCAGCAGCAUAUGCGGCAGCAGUGGCAGGCCCACAUGGGGUUAUCAACACCGUUACCGUCUCCACCUCCAACUCUCACGAUGAUCGUGGAGAAGUGCUGCUCGAUGGCUCUAGCCAGAUGAGCGAGAAUGAGAGUAAACUCUUCAGACCGAGCAAUGGCUGCCCUCCACCUAUUUCGGAGCCUUACAGUCCACCGAAGAGGGGAGACGGCCAGGAAGACACAAAGCCGCCAUAUUCGUAUGCUCAGCUGAUCGUGCAGGCGGUGGCAUCGGCGCAAGACAAACAGCUGACUCUCAGUGGUAUCUACUCGUAUAUCACCAAGAACUACCCUUACUAUCGUACAGCGGACAAGGGCUGGCAGAACUCGAUAAGGCACAACUUGUCGCUGAAUCGGUAUUUCAUCAAAGUACCUCGGUCCCAAGAGGAGCCAGGGAAAGGUAGUUUCUGGCGCAUAGACCCACAAUCCGAAGCUAAGCUGAUAGAGCAGGCGUUUCGGCGUAGACGUCAGCGCGGUGUGCCCUGCUUUCGUGUUCCCUUCGGUCUGUCGUCCAGGUCGGCACCUGCGUCGCCCAGCCACGUAGGCAUGUCUGGAUUGAUGACACCGGAAUCACUGUCUAGAGAAGGUUCGCCUACUCCAGACUCGACAGUGAACUCUCCUGUCAUCUCCAGUCAGUCAGCACCCGGCUCUCCUGGACACCCUGGAGUGACGUUUGUCAGCACGGUAGGAAGCAAGCCUCGAGUCAUGCAGCACAUCACCCUCGUCACCAAUGGUGAUGUCCCAAGAGAAGGUUGGCCGUGGACUGUUACAGACAAAUAUGGGCCAAGUGGGCAUCAGGUGAUGGAGGAACGGUCCGACUCGCCUUCUGUCAUCGUGCAGACGGCAUACAACUACUCAGGUCAGUUCUUGUCACCGGCGGAGGGGGCAGGACUGAAGCGGGGGCUGGAUGAAGGAGGAGGGGGGGAGUUACAGAUCAAGCGGGAGAGAAUAGAACAGGAUGCAGAAUUAGAGCACUCGUAAUCUGAAUGUGGAGCAGACCACCACAGCGUUUCCUCUCUCUCGGCAGUGCAGCAAGCCUGGCGGGAACCCCGCCUGCCCCUGGCCCAACCAUCUUAUUUCCUUGAGAGAUGCUGAGUCGUUAAUUUAAAUUUUUAUCACUAUGUCCUUUUGUUUGGCGAAUUUCCUUUCUUUUUACCUCCGGGGGUAUCCGGUUAUAACUGCGUGUACGAGAGUGGGGACACCGUAGUCCCUAUAGCCAUACGUUGUACCAUAGCUCCAUACCUCACCGCAUUUCAUCCGUGUUGUAUAUAUUAUAUAUAUACUACAAGUGUACUUUAGUCCAUUGAUUUGUUUUUAGGUGUACGCAAUCAAAAGUUUAAAUAGAUUUUUUGUUUUCGACGUGCAAAAUCGAUUUUGUUUAAAUUAUUUUAACGCACCCGCAACGUACGACGUUGAACGUUGACGACACUUGUAGAUUGUGUGUGUAAACGUAGGGCGACACGGCAGCUUUUCACCAGGCGGAUUUUUGGUGGUUUAAUGAAGUCCGAGGUUAAGGCAAAUAUGAGAAGGUCGUUUAUAAAGAACAUUUGGAAUAAAUUGUUCUUGUGUUGAUCUAUAACUUUAUAACUAAAAUUGGUAACAACACUUACCGAAGUUUGAGUAUCUUUGAUUUUAUAUAUGAGCUUUAUAGUGGCAUAAUACAAAUGCAUGUAAGGUAUUAAAUAAAUGAUCACACUUGAGAAACUACACUUAACAUAUUGACUGCAGAACCAAUCACAGGAGUUCUGUUAGUAGCUGUGACAUACCACUGAUGCUGCAGUUAAUGUGUUAAAGUUAGUAUUUACUAAAAAAAUAUUUUUAUGACAAAAUCAUGAUAGUGUGACAGAAUUUGACUGUAAAAUGAGUAAUCACAAGUCUCUGUUCAUUAUCAGGAUUGAUGAAAAGUAUCUAAAAAUAUUGCUGUUAGAAAGCCAUGAAUAGGUACUGUAAUUGACAUUUUUUCAUGUGUAAUUGAAAAUGUAUUUUGUAAACUCAAAGCACUUAAAAUUCUGUUGGAAUACAAAAGUCCACCAAUACCUAAUAUUUACAAUUAAAAAAAUGUAAUAUCUCCCUUCUUUUUUUGUAAAUCCAUUGUAAUUUUCCUCAUAUCCUAUCCAUACUUAUCUAUACUUUCCCCUAACUCCUUUGCUUUGAGAAGAGGACAAUAAAAUUAAUUUAGAUAGAAUAUGUAACCACCAACUGUAACGCUGAAUGAAGAACUGCCAUUCCAGAAUCGCGAUGCUGUGACUUGUGUAUGUCACAGAUUGUGAACUGUGGCUUGUAGAUUAGCAGUCACCAUCACCUAGCUUCCUCACUCAAGCCCUUGUACCUUCCGUUGUGCGAUUGUGAUCGGCGAUUCGGUCAGGUAGUAGGACCAGUGGUCGGACUGAAAUAAUUAAUCGAGUAUGUUGCGUAACAAACCAAUUUUUAGUUCGGUGCCAUCUUAAUUUCUAAUUUUUUAAGUACAAGUUCGUGAUUGGUUAUUGUCAUGCAGCUGCUUUGUUUUAGGCUAUCAAUUUAUUUGCUAAUUCAUGUUUGAGGUCUCUAUACACAAUCUUGCUGUGGGGAAUAACAAUGCAUUGAACACAAUCUUGCUGUGGGGAAUAACAAUGCAUUGAAUUUUGAAGAGGAAACAUAGAUUAAAAUGUUGGAAUCAAAAUGAAAAUAUUUUUGAAAUUUAAGUUUAAAUGAGUGAUUUCUGCUUAUAAUUAGUUCUUCCACAGAUGGGCUUUUACUGUCAUAUUAUGUAUGGAUAGUGAUUACUGUCUUUGCACCUAUGUAACAAAAGUCUUGGAUCAAAGAAUAAGGUUGUCCCCCAUAAACUUUUUUUACAUUUACAAAUUAUUAUAAUUCCUUAUGUUAAAACCCGUUUCUUGGGAAGUAAUCUUAAUCUGUACAGGAAAAUACAGUCUUAAAAAAACUUGGUUUCUGGAACAACCAAGUUGACUACAGCAACAACGAAAUACAGCACAGUUUAUAUUUGUAGUUGUAUCACGCCUCUGAAAUUUUGUCGCUGUUAAAUUAUUGUUCAUAACUUCUGAUGAUGCCAACAAAAAAUAAAAUCUUUGUAAGAAGUGUUAUUACAUUUUUAUAACUUGGGUUUUUUUUAUUCAGAGAAAAUUGUUUUCUGAUGAAAAUCCUUUUAUUAACAACCUGAAUAACAAUGAUUACAGGUUUAUUGCCUACUUAAUAACAUUCAAAGUAUAAAAUUAUGAGAAAAUUAUAAAUCAAUUCAAUUAGUUUGUUGCUGAAGCCAUAAAUACUUUCUUAAGUUUUACUUCUGCCUGACCCAGAAUCGCCGGUUUUCUGUAGAGAUUAAAAAUAGCUAUUGUUAUUUCUUAUGAUUCUCAUUUUUUUUAGAAAUCUUUGUUUUGUAAAAGUAAUUUUUGUUGUGAACACCAGAAACCAAAAUGAUUGUUAUAAGUUUCAUGUCAGAGACAUGUGCUGUCUAUACUAUUUUAUUUCAUCAUUCUGUCACUAUUAUUCAUAUAUUAGAUAGGUAUUGAUUGUUAAUACAUAUAUGAGAUUGAAUUUUAUUAUUGUUAUUUUUAGUUUGUUUCGCCUAUGUAUUAUCAUCAUAUAUAAAGUUUUAUUUUAUUCAUUGGAUCAUAAUAUUUUUAAACCAUUUUUCAUUCAAAUGGGAUUUUUGUAAAAACAAACUUAGGUGUCUUAUAAUAAUGAAAGCUACCUAGUCAAAAAGUUGAUAUACAUUUUGUAGCUCUUGUGUUAUUUAUAAAUUUAUUUUCACAUAAUAUUCACCAAAAUCAUUAUGUUCUUACUUUAUUUUUAUUUGUUUCUGUUAAUUUAUUUUUCUCUAUAUUCUUGUUUAAUAUUUUAACAAACUUUUAAAAUCAUAUUGAAAGCAUAAUUUUAUAAAUAGUUAUAUACCAGUGUUUAUUUUGUAUAAAGGUAUAAAAACAAGAAAUUGAGCUUUAAUCGAAAUGUUGCUCUGUAAAGACAGAUGUCCGGUUUAUAAAUGUUAUUUUAAGAUUUGACUUAAAAUUAUUCAUGAAAUGAAUGUGUUAGAUAUGUCAAAUAUUUAACUUUAAUUUUACCUUUUUGAAUUAUUCAGCAAAAAUAUAAAUUUGUAAUUAAUUAUUCUUGAUCAGAACCUUAUGUCACUAAAUCACAACUUUUAAUAUUUUCUUGAUUAACGAAACACGUUUGCUCUUUUGUUUAGUCUUGAGCGAAGCCAGGAGAUAAAUAAAUUAGGACAGAAGGACGUGUUAGUCACGUCGAGUUUGUGAUAUACGAAGCCGUUGUUUCAGCAUUAAUGUUUAUUUGUACAUCAUAGAAUGUUUCAUUAAUAAAGGGUAUUGGAAUUGC